AACUCCAAAGAAGAAAUAAAAACGAAUCUGAAGUCAAUAUCGCGUUAUGUUGGGCUAAUUCAACGUUUCUACUUUGGAAUGGAAAGCUGAUCCUACAUGUUUGCCUACGAGAAACGCCAUUGAUCAUCAUUACGUGGUCUGGUGACAACAGCUGUAAAUUCUGCCAGCUCUCAUGUCCCUGCUAAGAUAAAUCAAAAUACAUUACAAAAUUAAAUUAAGGUAGUGAACAAUAAAGUAAAAAAAAAAAUGCUUUCUCGUUUAUUGAAGGAGCACCAUGCAAAGCAGAACAAGAGAAAAGAACACCAAGAGAGACGCAGACGAGAGGCAAUUGCAGCUGCCACCUGUCUAACAGAAGCCUUGGUGGACCAUCUUAAUGUUGGGGUGGCCCAGGCGUACGUGAACCAGAGGAAGCUGGACCAUGAGGUCAAGACGUUACAGGUGCAGGCCAGCCAGUUCUCCAAGCAGACCGCUCAGUGGAUCAGUAUGGUGGAAGGCUUUAACCAAGCCCUGAAGGAAAUAGGUGAUGUGGAGAACUGGGCUCGCAGUAUUGAGAUGGACAUGAGAACCAUCGCUACAGCUCUGGACUACGUACACAAGGGUCAGCUCACAUCAGCCUCUUCGUAGAUACGCUAAACCAUAACCUGGAACUGAUAGCCUGCUGCUAGCUUCAGUAGCUGAACCCUAACCUGGAACUGAUAGCCUGCUGCUAGC
Molecule: messenger RNA, 711 nt
Organism: Salvelinus sp. IW2-2015
Lineage: Eukaryota; Metazoa; Chordata; Actinopteri; Salmoniformes; Salmonidae
Product: biogenesis of lysosome-related organelles complex 1 subunit 1
Biological process (GO): endosomal transport
Cellular component (GO): BLOC-1 complex
Source: RefSeq, a predicted model, not a curated record